Molecule: messenger RNA, 892 nt
Organism: Xenopus tropicalis (tropical clawed frog)
Lineage: Eukaryota; Metazoa; Chordata; Amphibia; Anura; Pipidae
Gene: dpm2
Product: dolichyl-phosphate mannosyltransferase polypeptide 2, regulatory subunit
Biological process (GO): dolichol phosphate mannose biosynthetic process; dolichyl monophosphate biosynthetic process
Cellular component (GO): endoplasmic reticulum membrane
Molecular function (GO): enzyme regulator activity
Source: RefSeq, marked provisional
GUCUUCACGUUUUGUGACGUCACUGAUGGCAUUAGCAACUAGGAAGUAGCAGCUCUCCUACCUAUCCUGCAGAGAGAUGGCGACAGGCAGCGAUCGAUUAGCGGGGGCUGGGCUUGUGGCUCUGAGCUCGGUCAUCUUCGUCUAUUACUCAGUAUGGGUCAUUUUGCUGCCAUUUAUUGACAGUGAUCAUGUGAUUCACAACUUCUUCCUGUCUCGGGAAUAUGCGGUGUUGCUACCUCUGUCGGCUGCUUUAGUUCUGCUUUUCUUCAUUGGGAUCUUUGUAACCUUCAUCAUGUGGAAAAGCCGGAGUCCAAAAAAGAAAUCCGAGUGAUGCAGCAGAAUGUUACACUUCAGGCUUAUUAUAAUAGAGUCAGGGACCAUGUGAGAUACACCUUGUCCCAGCAACGGGGUAUCCAUUUGCUUUGCUGUGAUCAUGAGACAAUUUAAAGGCCAAGUCAUCGAGAACAAAUAAAACGCACAGAAAGCCAUUGUUGUGUGUUAAAGAGGCAACCCUACCAAUGAAUAGUAAAGUUCCAGCCAUGCAGAUAUUUUGGUGGCUCUUCUAAUGAAGCUGUGGUAUUAUUUUUUUUGCCAGAAUCUUAUGGAUACCAGUAACGGCAAUUACUCCUAGAAAACCAUGCCUGAUGCUCUUUUUAUCUGUUCUUUUACUUUUCUAUUGGUGAGAGCUGACAAAUUGCAAAGAGGUGCAGAAAUCCGGGCCAGAACUUUUGACCAAUAGCAAAGAGCCUCAGUAAUAUCUAUGAUAUUUGGCUUCGUAUACUGACUGUGAUCGAUUGUAGCAAAUUAUUCGAGGGGUUUGGGCAGCAAUGAAAAAUGUAAUAUAGAACUUUAUUCUUUAUAAACUGAAAAAAUAAAAGCAGAAUUCUGGCAA